Molecule: messenger RNA, 888 nt
Organism: Salvia splendens (bonfire salvia)
Lineage: Eukaryota; Viridiplantae; Streptophyta; Magnoliopsida; Lamiales; Lamiaceae
Exons: 2
Coding region: 1-888 (295 amino acids)
Source: RefSeq, a predicted model, not a curated record
AUGAUUAUCACUGGAGAUGAUACAGAAGAAAUGAUCGAGCUAAGGAAGAACUUGUUCAAUGAAUUCGAGAUGAAGGAUCUAGGACUCCUUAAAUACUUCCUGGGGAUAGAAGUGCUAAGAUCGAAGAAGGGGAUCUUCAUAAAUCAGAGAAAGUACGUCCUCGACCUAUUGGCAGAAGUGGGAAUGGUGGACUGUAAACCCGCGGACACUCCAAUGGUCCAAAAUCAUGGGUUACAAAUGAAGGAAAACGCAAGACUUGCCGACAGGGGGAGAUAUCAGAGGUUGGUUGGAAAAUUGAUUUAUCUAUCACACACUAGGCCAGAUAUUGCUUAUGCUGUGGGUGUUGUAAGUCAGUUUAUGCAUGCACCACAAGAAGAGCACUGGGAUGCAGCAUUAAGAAUCGUCCGAUACUUAAAGGGGACGGCAGAUCAUGGACUUCUGUUUGAAAAACACGGGAACUUGGAGAUACAUGGGUUUACUGAUGCGGAUUGGGCAGGAAAUCCGAAUGAUAGGAAGUCAACCGCAGGAUACUUCACCUUUAUUGGAGGUAAUCUUGUGACAUGGAGAAGUAAGAAACAGAAGGUGGUAGCACUCUCUAGCGCGGAGGCAGAGUUUCGCGGAAUCAAAAGUGGAUUGACCGAACUACUAUGGCUAAGGAGGAUUAUGAAAGAAUUGGGCCUGGACUCAUCGAAGACCUGCAAAUUGUUUUGCGAUAACAAGGCAGCCAUCAGCAUUUCUGAGAACCCGGAGAACAUUGAAGCAAAGAUAGUGGAGAUGCCAUUUGUCAAGUCCGAAGAUCAGUUGGCGGACAUCCUUACAAAGGCAGUGAACUCGAAACUAUUUCGGGAAGUAUUGUGCAAGUUGAGCAUCGGUAACCCCGUCGCUUAA